AAGGAAGUGGAGAUCUCCACCCUCCAGCCUUCCCCUGACACUUCUCAUAAAUAUUACCAGGGCUUAUUCAGGGGGACUCGCAGCGCAAAGUCACACCGCGUCCCGGUUUUGAACAAGUUUUCACUUUGUCACCGAAAUCCAAGUCUCCACUUUUCAUUUUUUCCCCCGCCAGCUCUGGCUCUGCGGGCUGAUGCUCUUCGGGGAGCGGACUUUUUCUCGUCCCCAAACACCUCCAACUCCACGCAACCCCUGCUGGAGGGCUGCAGUCCUAUAGGGUAACCGGUUCCAGUCCUCGGCUUCAGUCCGGUUCUCUGGACCUCUCGUGGCGGGGACGAAGACCACCGACCAGUGACCAGUUCCUGACCACGACUCUCAGUCUGAGGCUGGCGACCGGAGACUGAGUCUGUGUCAACUUUGGAAAAAGGACUUUGAUAUCCGAUCGCUGCUGGUGAAGAGGCAGGGGAAUCUUUUUUUAUUGUUUCCGACACCAAAAAAGAAAGGAGAAAAGGAACAUUUCCAUUCUGACUCAUCAGAAGAUCAACUGUUCACGAUGAGCAAACCCACCGGCUCAACAAGUGGCUGUCUGGAUAUUCUCAACGUCAAAUCGAGUCGGAUUCUGGACAUUCCAUGUAAAGUGUGUGGCGACCGCAGCUCAGGGAAGCACUACGGUGUUUACGCCUGUGACGGAUGCUCGGGAUUCUUCAAGAGGAGCAUCCGCAGAAACCGGACCUACGUCUGUAAAUCUGGCUCACAGGGUGGCUGUCCCGUUGACAAAACUCACAGGAACCAGUGCCGAGCGUGUCGUUUGAAAAAGUGUCUGGAAGUGAACAUGAAUAAAGACGCCGUUCAGCAUGAAAGAGGGCCCCGGACGUCCACCAUUCGCAAACAGGUCGCCCUUUAUUUCCGGGGCCACAAAGAGGUGAACGGAUCCUCGACCCAUUUCCCGGGAUCCUCGCUGCCUGGGCCUCCCUUCUUCACCACCGUCACCCAACUGGAGCCUCACAAUCUGGAGAUGAGCUCAGUGGCAACGACUCCAGAAAGGCAGGCCAUCGUGGGUCUGGCACAGCCAACACCUAAGUAUCCUCACGAGGUCAGCGGGACUCCCAUGUACCUGUACGAGGUGGCCACGGAAUCGGUGUGCGAAUCGGCGGCGCGCCUCCUAUUCAUGAGCAUCAAGUGGGCCAAAAGCGUGCCGGCCUUCUCCACCCUCCCCUUAUCGGAUCAGUUGAUUCUUUUGGAAGAUGCUUGGAGGGAGCUGUUUGUUCUGGGCAUCGCGCAGUGGGCCAUUCCUGUGGACUCUACAACCCUUCUUGCUGUUUCCGGCAUGAACACUGAAAACACGGAGUCUCAGCGGAUGAACAAGAUCAUGUCUGAGAUCCAGGCGCUUCAGGAGGUGGUCACCAGAUUCAGACAGAUGCGUCUUGACGCGACGGAGUUCGCUUGUUUGAAGUGUAUCGUGACAUUCAAAGCAGUUCCUACGCAAGGCAGCACCGAAUUAAGAAGUUUCCGCAACGCCAGUGCCAUCGCUGCCCUUCAAGACGAAGCACAGCUCACGCUCAACAGUUACAUACACACCAGGUACCCCACCCAGCCGUGUCGUUUCGGAAAGCUGCUGCUGCUCCUGCCGGCCCUCCGCUCCGUCAGCCCGUCCACCAUAGAAGAGGUGUUCUUCAAGAAGACCAUCGGAAACGUGCCCAUCACCAGGCUGCUCUCCGACAUGUACAAAUCCAGCGAUAUAUGAAUUCUCGCCAGCUGCCCACGCUGGCGUGGAAAGGACUCAGACUUAAGACAUCCACCCGGCAGUGGAUGGAAUGAAUGUCACACCACCGCAGGAGCAUUCGUGGGUUGACUUUUUUUGCGGAGCACACAAUCUCAAAGGCUGUCUUAGUGUAGCCUAUUUAGGCCUAUAGGCUCCAUUGAAACGGACUGCAUCACAGUCGGAUCAGCAGAUAGUCCGCUAACAGUUGCGCUAGUUAAGGAGUAGCACGUACUUUGCAUCAUAGACUGCACGUAUGAUUCUGAAGGCUGCAGCUUUUUUGCAGCGUUAAACGUCGCCUUAAGACACCCGCCAAGUUCCUUUUACAGAGAAAUGUUGUAUAUUACGAUGUUUUUGGAGUGUCCGUGAGACCAAUGAGCUUGACGACCAAUUCAAUUUUUAAUUGCUGUGUUCAAUCCCAGUGGAGGAAACCAAAAAAAGAUGACGCAUGCCCAGUCGGGGCGUGUGGAUCGCUGUUCCUCGAUCAAGUGCUGAAACCAAACGCACAAGUGCAAGGGUGAAGAGGUGCCAGCUCUAAAAGGCACUGCGCAGGAAAAAAAUAAUAAAAAAGAAGAGGACUCUUUGAAGGACGUAAUGUAUUGCCCUCCUGAGUAAAAAACUUAAUUCCUCCGAGGACGGCGUUUGUAUUUCAGUGACCACUGUCCUGUUUGUGUUGGUGUGUCCUGUAAGGCGCCGCGUUAAAAAGGUUUAGGUCGACUUUGUGAAGUUAGACACUAACACUGGAUAAAAUAAUAUUCAGCACUUGAAAAUAUUGUUUUGUUUUUUGGUGGCCUGUGACGUUUUUAUUCUGUUGUAAAUAUUUGGAGUUAUAACUAUUUAGAGUUGUAACCAAGAGAAUAAAUGAUUGAAAACCCAGCUGUUUUCACAUCACCUGGACAGGGUGAAGCAGCAGAUGUUUGCAGGCUUCUACAUUUUCCAAAUCACAACCAAUAAUGGCAUUAG
Menidia menidia (Atlantic silverside) is the source of this 2719-nucleotide messenger RNA. The record is from the annotation of a GenBank genome assembly. Lineage: Eukaryota; Metazoa; Chordata; Actinopteri; Atheriniformes; Atherinopsidae.